This is a messenger RNA of Effrenium voratum, 1026 nucleotides long. The record is from the annotation of a GenBank genome assembly. NCBI's taxonomy places the organism in Eukaryota, Dinophyceae, Suessiales, Symbiodiniaceae.
AUGUCAGCUCCCAGCACGCUUCUGCGGGCCUCGAGCUGUGAGCCGGCUCGUGUGGUGGACAGGGAAUCUGAGGAGGAGGAGGAGCAGGAGCUGUCUGAGCAGGUAGCCAGGCUGGCUGAUCGCGCUGCCCUCCUCACAUCCUCACGCCUGACGAGCCCGGCUUCGGCUGCGGCAGCUCCGAUCGUCCCGAGUCCGGCGCCAGGUCCGGCGCCGAGUGCGGCGACGGUGGGCAUCGCCAUGUCCCCAGGCAGCUUGCCAGGCAGCCGAGGGCAUCCGGAGCUUUGCCGCCGGCCCUGCUUGCACUUCUUCUCGCGCCAGGGGUGCCAGCGCGAAGCAGACUGCGUGUACUGUCACCUGCCCCACCCUCAGCGCGCCGUGAGCUUGGACAAGCGCUCGCGGGAGCUGGUGGCCGCCUUGGCACCACGCAGCCUGCUGGCGCUUCUGCUGCCGCUCCUCCGCGCUCGUGUUGAAGCCAUGGCCGACGGGCGCGGCAGCGCCGCGCUUUGCCAGAGGGCAAGGGCUUUCGUGUUGGCCUUGGAGCAGGAAGCCGUGCAACUCGGGCCGCCGCCUGUGCCUUUGGCCGAGAGUCAGCUUAAGAUUAUGAAGUUGCUGAAGCUGAUGACCUUGGCGAUGCUGAUGGGCUUGAUUGUCACUCAGCCUGAAGCCUCGACGCCCCACAUCUUUGCAGGGUGGCGCGGUGCCCUGCUCCCUCGGUGGCCCUUCUGGCCAAAGAGGCGCUGGAAGACCUACGCCGGCUCUGAAGGCGAAGAGUGUGCUCGGGUCGACGCCAUGGCUGUGGAUGCCAUGGACGGGCGCGGCAGCGCCGCGCUUUGCCAGAGGGCAAGGGCUUUCCUGCUGGCUUUGGAGCAGGAAGCCGCGCAGCUCGGGCCGCCUCCGACGCCCCUGGUGGUGAAGCGGCUGAAGCUGAUGACCUUGGCGAUGCUGAUGGGCUUGAUUGCGCGGUGCCCUGCUCCCUCGGUUGCCCUUUUGGCCAAAGACGCGCUGGAGGACAUGCGUCUGCUCUGA